This is a messenger RNA of Cylicostephanus goldi, 288 nucleotides long. NCBI's taxonomy places the organism in Eukaryota, Metazoa, Nematoda, Chromadorea, Rhabditida, Strongylidae. The record is from the annotation of a GenBank genome assembly.
AUGGGUUGCCCUUUCAAUGGAUCACGUGUCACAUUCAUGGAGACUGUGGAAGAUGAUGCACAAGCUGGAACGAAUAAAGUAGCACUUGGUCAAGGAGUCACAUACGGACAAUAUCUGCAGCUCGACAAACUUCUCGACUGCCAGAAGCUACUGUCUGAAGAGCAGGGUAAUCGUGUAAAUGACGAACAUCUCUUCAUCAUCAUUCAUCAGUCAUACGAGCUUUGGUUCAAGCAGAUCAUUUUCGACAUCGAUAUCGUGCGAAUGCUGCUCAAUAACACGUACUGGUGA